CACCUCCUGCCAGGUUAUAUGCAUGGCCCAAGCCCCGUCCUAACUGCAACGCCCAAAUUCACCCCGACCUGCGGCCUCACGGGCCGCUCCUCACUGUUCACCCUGUUUUCUCACCUCCUCUCCCAGGUUAUGGGCACGCUGCUCCCGGCACCGACGCGGGCAAGGCCUUCUGCAUGUUCUACGCCGUGCUGGGCAUCCCGCUGACGCUGGUCAUGUUCCAGAGCCUGGGCGAGCGGAUGAACACAUUCGUACGCUACCUGCUGAAGCGCAUGAAGAGGUGCUGCGGCAUGCGCAACACGGAGGUGUCCAUGGAGAACAUGGUGACCGUGGGCUUCUUCUCCUGCAUGGGGACGCUGUGCAUCGGAGCGGCUGCCUUCUCCCAGUGCGAGGAGUGGAGCUUCUUCCACGCCUACUACUACUGCUUUAUCACGUUGACUACCAUUGGGUUCGGGGACUAUGUGGCCCUGCAGACCAAGGGCGCCCUGCAAAAGAAGCCGCUCUACGUGGCCUUUAGCUUUAUGUAUAUCCUCGUGGGGCUGACGGUCAUCGGGGCCUUCCUCAACCUGGUGGUCCUCAGGUUCCUGACCAUGAACAGCGAGGACGAGCGGCGGGACGCCGAGGAGAGGGCAUCCCUUGCCGGAAACCGCAACAGCAUGGUCAUCCACAUCCCGGAGGAGGCGCGGCAGGGCCGGCCCCGCUACAAAGCGGACGUCGCGGACCUGCAGUCCGUGUGCUCCUGCACGUGCUACCGCCCGCAGGAAUACGGUGGCCGCCCGGCGGCGCACCAGAACUCCUUCAGCGCCAAGCUUGCCCCCCAGUACUUCCACUCCAUCUCUUACAAGAUCGAGGAGAUCUCACCAAGCACAUUAAAAAACAGCCUCUUCCCAUCCCCCAUCAGCUCCAUUUCUCCCGGGUUACACAGCUUUACUGACAACCACAGGCUCAUGAGACGGCGGAAGUCCAUCUAGGGUGUGGGAGGGAAACACAAGCAGAAAAAGCCACUUGUCAUAGUUGACGUUCAGUCUCAUUGGCCCCACGUGUCUUUUCUUGUUUAUUUAUUGUUGUUAUCUUUUAUUAUUAUUGUCAUCGCUUUUUCUUUCUGUCCUCCCUUCUUGGUUUCGUGUCCUCCCCACCGUUCCAGCGAGACAGAGCCGGCCAAAGGGAAAAGAAAGGCCCGUCUUCCUCUGAAACUCGCAUCUGAGCAUGAAGCAUGGAUUUCUUCCUUCUUCCCAGCGAAGUAUGCCUUACAUUUCUGCCCAACCUGCCCCAUCUCUGGGGUGGCUUUCCCAGGACAGGUGUGAGACCAAGACAAGGAGACAGAGCUGAGAGGAUACCCAACCCAAAGUUGCACACCCAGCUGAGAGCCUUGAGCGCCCACCCACAGUGGUGUCUCUGACCCAACUCCUCUCUCUUUCCCUUCCCAAGCAGCAGGUGGCCGUAUGUGUGUGGUCUGAGAGUGUGUGAGUGAAUGCACACACCAGUGUGCUUGUGUAUGUGUGGUGUGUGUGGUGUGUGCACCGUGUGACCAAAUGGAAAGUAUCAGGUAUUUAGCUUUCUUUUCCAUCACAGUUUUGUUAAUAACCUGCUUUUGGCUGCUUCCAAACAAAAAAAUGGGAAAACAAAACCUAUGAGGUUUUUGAUUUAUCAUCUUGCCAAAUCAAGCAUGUUCCAUAAGCAGUCUUUAUCCCAGAUGUGUCAUGAUCACAUUUUUAAAAUGCUAGGUUCUAAAUUAUAUUAGCUUCUUUUUAGGGGGUGGGGGGCAAGAAGACAUGGAUCAUUUUAGCUUGCCAGUUCAAAAAUUUUUAACAAGCAUGCACUUUGUUAAACUGGUAUGCGUUAUCAACACAAGAAAACAAAACUAGCAAUGGAAUAAUCAAAAGCCAAUAAUUUAUUAGAGAUACUUUUAAUUUUACCAUCUUCUGUUCCAACAAUUUUCUGUGCAACUGGAAGUAUCAGGGGAAACUGGAAAAUUGUUGCAACUACAGAGUACCUAUUUUAUUAUUUCUUAUUUAUGUGAUGAUGAUGAUGAUCUGUGCAGCGUCUACCUACAUGAGUAAGAAUUACAGUUUGCGAUGCUUGGAUGAGAAUGGGUAUUUGUCAGUGGAUGUUGGAUGUGGUUUCUUUUCCUAAUUAAAAAAAAUGACAGGGCACUCCUCAUUUUAAAGAAUAUAUAUAAUGUAUUUUAAGAAAGAUUGUCUUUAACUGCAUUUGAUCUGUAAAUAAGGGAACGUUGAUGUUGGUCUCAGGAAGAGUUUAGAGGCAAGGAGCUGUGUCUUGGUCUGCUGGGAACUUGUCAAUCUCAGGGGAUGAUUUUUUCUGAAUAGUGGAGAAAUUCCUCCCCACUCUCUAUAGGGGAUGAUGCAAAAGGGAAGGCCUGCUAGUCUCCUGGGGCCCAGUUAGGCUAUUGAAUGUGACACAUUGGAGGCCCUUCUCAUGACAGGAAUAAAGGAAGGUCUAACCUCCAGCUUCAGAGGGGACUUGUCAAUUCCCUCAUCCCUGUCUCUGCCGUUUCUAAAAAUCAGCCACCCUCGCACUCAUUUCUCAUAAACUCAAGUUCUUGGCUCUUGGCUGGAAAUGAGCAUUGGCUGUGCUGCUCAGAAGGAACAGUGGGCUCUCCCAGAAUGGAGGAGCGGCUCCCUGGGAAGAGCAGCCCUACAAGGUUUCCUAAAGAGAUGGCUGCAGGUGCAUCCGUCCCAAGCAUCUGGGCCGUUGGACUGAACACAGCACUCAAGAUUCCUCUGAGGGGACGUGCACUUUAAUGUUACAUCCCAUGUUGAAAAUGGCCCUGUCGUCCAGGACACGGGGCCUGUGGAAGGAGUCUGGGAACCUCAGGUUCUUGAGGCCAAAGUGGACAGUUAUCAGUCUUCAAGGUCAUAUCCAUUAACUCAUUUUUAAGAUUUUUUUAAAUUUUAAGGCUCUAAAAUCUGUCUAGAGAGUAGAAACAGUUGUUCUUUAAUUAUUUUUUCCUCUUGUAAGAACAUUUUGGCUACCGGGGGUCAGCGGUGCAGAAGUACUAUGCGUAUUAGCAGAGCGCUUCAUGCUCUGGGGGGGUGGGGGUGGGGGCUGCUUGGAGCACAUGUAGGGUUUCUCCUGAAAACUUUUGUAAGAUUUGCUCUUGGUGGAGGGAGGGUCAUCAUCUUUGAUCUAUAAAAGAAACGGGGGCGCUGAGAAUGAGUGGUUUGCUCCAUGUCACAGAGCUGGUCCUUGGUAGAACUGAGACAUUACUCUCAGUCUGGACCCCAAAAGGGUCCAAGAAGCUGACUGCCGCACCACAGCAUCCUCAUUCAGCCCUCAGAUGAGGGAACCAGCUUCUCUUUCUCCACAGGUAGAUGCACCAGGCCCUUGGAGUCCAUUAGAGGAACGUGGGUUCAACCCUUCAUUCAGAACUGGUUCCCCCACCAGUGUACAGCGGUCAUAAAGUGGCCUACUUCUGCUUGAAUGCUUCCAGUGACAGGGAGCUCCUCACUUCACAGGGAGAUCUAGAAAACAUUCCAAAAUCUUCUUCUGCAGAGCUGACUCUCCUUUAUGGGCUUAAGGUGGGUAGCAUGAAGUCUUUUCUGUUUGUGGGAUGACCACUAACUUAAGCAUCUGAAGCAACUUGGAAUCAGUCUUGGUUCCGUAUCCCCCUUGUUUCUUCUGCCCUUUGCUACCAGCUCAUCCUUCUCUAGGACACUCACCGAGUCUUGUCUUCUGAAGUGAAACACCCUUGUUUAUGCUCAGAGUGUUCGGGGGUGGAGGUGAGCCUUGGUUUGCUUCCCUUGUGAUGUCCAUCUUUUCCUCAGAUGGUCCAUCUCUUCCCUACCAUGGUCUCUGGCCAAGGAGUCCUUUAGGUGCAUCCAGCGAGGGCCUCUGAUGGAGGCAAUGAGUCAAGCCUUCCCUGGGGUUCUCCUCUUUUGAUAAAGCAGGAUGGGGCAUCUCCACCUGGAGCUUGGCCCACUUGAUCAGUACUGGAAUCCUCAAAAGCCAGGAGGAUGCCUACUCUGAGUCACCUUGCAGAGGUCCCUCAUGUUCAGAGAAGGAAAUCGAAGUCCAGAAAGGCUGGACACAAUUCUGAGGUCCCACAGCCAGAACCGAGGCAUCCCCGCUUGUUCCUCUUUCUGCUGCGUUGCCGGCUGCUGCGACCGAACAGCCCUGUUGCUGGACUUCGUAGCAUCUCAGGCUCAGGGCUCCUCCUCCCUCACACCUGCUGGUGUUUUUCUUUCAGCCCAGGUUUCCCACACCCGUCUUCCAGUUGACCACACCCACUCUGAUGGGGAAGAAAUCACACCAGGUUGUUUGGAUUCAGGCUUCAACUUCUGUUAGAAUGAGCUGAGGAAGAGCCACAUCCCCCAGAAUCACAGGAGGGUGGCCUGCCACCCAGGCCUGGGUGGGGUGAGAAAUCAGCGUGGCCGGUAGGUACUUGACAAGGCUUUGGACGCUCACUUGAACGCUUUCCCACUAGGCGAUCUCAGGCCGUCCCCUUCAUUAAAGGACAGAAGGAAGGUGGGGAGUGGUAUCGAUCAUUCCCACCAGCUCUGGGUGUCACGUUUUCUAGAGACCGUCCCAUUUUAAUCUUUAUGGCAUCCAUCCGGGGUGGAAGGUGCUGUCACACCAUUGGCCUGCUGGACUCUUUACAUAGGAGUGAAGCAACCUGUCUGGGUUCUGAGGUACCCGGCUAGCCCCAGAGCUGGGGUCAGAGCUCUUCUUUUCCAUCUGCACCACUUUGUCCUGAAACCCAGGCAGCAGCCUCUUAAACACAGUGGGCUGCCUGGUGCUCUAAAUUUAAACACUCUGAAGCAUCUGUUGCACUCCCAUUGUGCCUCGCUGACUGGGAGAAGGGUGUCUGUACUUCGGAAUGAUCACAGCAGACUGAAGCCCAGGAAUCCCACUGGGUCCCUAAUCCUUCCAGGAGAGGAAACAAGUGGACACAGACUAGCCCAGGAGACCUCUCCUCUGCAGGUGCUCGUGAAGCCCAUCCAUACAGAAGGGGGCGCUGACUGCUGACUCGUGGUCCGCUGUUUGGCCUCUGCACACGGGGCCCCGAUUAGGAGAGUGUCUGGAUGGUAAAGCAGACGCCCACAGACAAGCCCAGGCAGGCCAGUCUUCUCUGCCUCCAGAUACGAAAGCCUUGUGGGUCCUGAGUCCCACUGACUCCUGGUCGCUGGCUGCCGGAAGCUGGAGAGAAGGCUUUAGAGGCAUUUACUGUCUGUGAGUUGAGUUGGAGAGGAAGGUAGGGGAGCAAAAGAUGAUUAAAAAGGAAAGCCACCCAUCGCCGAGGUUUUUGGCCCUACGUCUUUAUGCCGUCUUCUUUUAAAAAUCAGAGGCCCUAGUUAGUGUUCCAGCCAAGGCAUCCACGGAGGUGGGAGGUCUGCGGCCUGUGCCGGAAGGUGUCCCUUCUCUUGGUGGGAUGGGUGUGGUCGUCUGUCAGUCAUUCCAGUGAGUUGUGUCAUCCUUCUGAAAAGAAGAGGGACAAGGGGCCCCUCAUGCAGGCCUGCUGCCUGGGGGCCUCAAGUGUGCUUCUUACAGUCGUGGUUUGUGUGGGACCCCAGAAGCAUGCCAGGCUUACAAGGAGAGGGUGGCAGGGCAGGGACCCCACUCACCCCUCCUGCUUCCCUGGGCUCCUGGAAGUCAGCUCCCCUCCCUGGGCCAUGGCGGGCCAGCUUGCUGGACUUGCUGCACAUUUAGCCUGAAAUGAGUUUGAUCAAUGAAGACAUUUGGCCUGGACGUCCUGGUCACUGGGCACAUUUGAGGGUUGAGCCACAAAAAUGAAAAUGAAAACCAAACCCCACUUUGUCUGGCAGCGGGGAAGCGGGGGGACAAGCAGGGGCGCUGAGAGCAGUGUCGUCAUGCGAGCCAAGGCCGCGUGCGCGCCGGGCUCCCCGAAGCCCUGGGCGGAAGUCUGUUUCCUGUGGUUGCGUCUGAGCGCACCUUAGGAGAGGCUACCGAUUCAGAGAAGGGAAGCUCGCACUGUGAUCCCCGCCCACCCCCACCGACUUCGUUCUGAAGCUUCCAGAUUUACAGAAGAGUUGAGAGAGCGUGGUGAGCCCCCACCUGCCUUUCACCCGGACUCGCCAGCCUUCAGCGCUCUGCCGUGUUUGCUCAGCCCCCUCCCACCCUGACCCCCUCCACUCCCGCAUUCACACAGGGAGGUACUGGGAGGAUGAAGCGAUGUCUGCAGCCUUUGGGUGGUUCAGCCAAAGGGAAACUUGUUUCUCUCCCAGGAACAAGAGCGUUCUCUUUGGUACCAGGGCCAUUUUCACCUCUAAAAAGUUGAGCAUCCGUACAAUGAUAUCUAAGGCACCACCCGUAGUCACAUUUCCCCAGUUGUCCCCAAAAUAUCCUCCAGAGCUUUUUUGUGGAUCUGAGGACAGUCCAGGACUGCCUCCCACGUUGCUUGUCCACGUGCCCCAGACACCCCCAGUCUAGGACAUUCUCCACUAGUUUUGUUUUUCAUGAUGUUGCCAUUUUGGAGCUUGGGCCAGGCGUCUUGUGGGCUGCCCCACGAUCUGUCUCUGUUUCCUCAGGUUAAGGAAUUUAGGGAAGAGGACAGUGUAGGUGUCAUUACGAGUCAUGCGUUUGGGAAAUCUGGCUCUCUGGAGACCUCUGUGAUUACCUCUUUCAUUGUAGAUAAAUGAGGCAUGCCAAAUGCUGCUCUCCGCUGUUGGAGACACUAACUGAAGCUUCAGAAGGAGGUCCAAAAACCCUGGACGCUGGGUCUCAUCGCUAAAGCCAAGCAAGGCCCUGCUAUUUCUGACCUCUCACGUGAAUUCUCUUCUGUGCUGAGUGUCAGCAAUCUUCUCCCCAAACACCUGUGGCGAUGAUCCAGCUAUAAAUAGACAUCAAGCACGCAGACAUUCUUUCAUCGACUGUAAAGAGCCAGCGGGUGCAACCCAGUAGGUUGGAUGUGAGGUGAGGAUGCCUGUAAGCCAGUGGGGCACUUGGGCACCCAGCUGCAUGAGUGGUCACGGUGACCGAGCCUUUCCUGUCACUGCUAGAAGUGAGAUCUGUUGUUGUGGCACUGCUCUUGGCCAGGAAGGGUUAAAACUUGUGACCUCCAUUUGAGAUGGUUCUUGGCACUGGCGAGUUCUAGUCUGUGUACACUGGCCCUCUCAGUCUGGUAACGAAAAGCAAUCUACCUGCUUCUAUUUGAUCAGGAACACCUGCCCAUGCUGAUGCCCACCUGUCCAGGCUGUUUCUGCCACCUGGAAGGGCUCUCUGCUGCUCCCCAGCAUGGAGGUGGACAUGGGACCAUCUCACACACCAUCCUUUAAAAGCUUCUCCUAUUUGCUCCACAGGGGAUUCAGGGAGGCCCUGCUCUGAGGUCCCCAGUCCUUUCUAUCGUGGAUGAACACACUGAGAAGCCACCCUCUGAUGGCCCUGGCUUUCGGAGCUGCGAAGCCCAGGCAGCACCCAGAGAGGGGAAUAGACAGUCGGACUCCCAGCAUCCAACCUAAAUGCGCAUUCAUCACUUUCAUCAGGCAUGUCUUAAGUUCAAUGCAGGCGUUUGCUCCUUCCGCGGAAACCGAUGCACAUCUGUGGGAUGAAAACCAUCCUCCCACCGCCCGGCAGCGCUGGAUGUGUCGUGUGCAGUCGGGCAUUUCCCACAGAGCAGGUGACAGGCUUGUGACAUUGCACCCUGUUGGAGAUUGCACGUAAACCCGGCUGCAGAGCGGCUGCAGGGACAGCAUGUGAUGGCACUUACCGGGCACCUGCUCUGAGCUGGGUACCGAGCCGGUGUUCUCACACUGUUCGCAUUUCUCGCAAAGCCCAGUCCGAGUCUCCUGCAAGGUUACUCUGGGGCAUUUGACUUGCAGUCAAAAUAUGGAAGGAACUAAUCAGCCUGAUGGAGGAACUCAGGCAGGGCUUCACGGAGGAACUGGCUUUUGAUAAUCUUUGAGGAGAACCUUGGAGGAGCAAGUGGGCACUGUUUUAGGCGAGGCACGGACGUAUGAAAGUUCAGGGAGCACAGAUUUCAUCCACUGAUCAGUGGACUCUUGCCACAGAGCCACGCCUGGUGGAUGAGGCAGUGAAGUGUCAAGGCCCUUCACAAGCUGGUCACAUGCUAAGUCAUCCAGGCCAUUCUUAUGCUCAGGAAGCUUCAUGGCUCCCCAGUGCCCUCGCACAAGGUUAUUUCAAGGUCCUUCAGUCUAAUAGCCAUAGCCUGAGUCUUGGGCUCCUUGGAGGAGCUAGCCAUCCUAAUGUCCCUUUGGGUCCUCCUUUGAUAAUGAAAGUCUGCAAGUAGAUCCUGUCCCAUCUCUCUGAGCCUGUUUCCUCUUUUGUGAACGAGGGUCUGGAAGGGUGGAUUUUCCCAGAAGGACUGGGGUUGGAAACCAGUCCGGUUUCUCGGAGACCUCUGCCAUCCAGAGAGCAGCUCUCAGUCUUGAAAAGGGAAGUCUUGUGACGUUUAGCCAUAAACCUCGGACACUAGAAACAAAACCUCAGCUUUGCCUCUCCCAGCUCCUGGGCGUUGGGAGGUGGAGAACUCAGGGCCCUUUGUAAGCACCGAACAGCGGCUUCCCUUUCUUCCUCUUUGUUAUCGGGCCACGUGGCCUCUGGCAAGUCACUUCCUAGCCUUUUCUACGAAGGAUGAAAUGGUCAGGGGAGAAGCAGAUGUCUCCCAGACAGGUGCCGGCAAAGACAAAAGGGGAUAAGGUCAUGCACCAGGUCCUUGACGGGCAGUUCCGUGGGGGGCGGGGUGGCCAAGGGCCCCCGCAUAGGGUUCCUAAGCUGGGCCAGCUCCUUGCUCCUGGGGAGUCUCCUCCUUGCACUGGAAGGACUAGGUCUUCCCCCAGCUCCUCUGGCCCUUCCGUUAACAGCCUCUUGCUUGUGGCCCUGCUCUCGGCCCCCAGAUGCUUGGCUGUGCUGUGGGCGGGACGUUUUCUAGUGAGCCGGAGCCCACCUUGCCCCCACCAGCCUUGCGGGAAGCCCUGCCUUUUCUCACCCUGAGAGGAAAAAGCCCCUGAGGCGCGAGGCAGCAGCUGUGAGGUGCUGUAAUCCUGCCCAGCUGAUUCAUUAUCCCGUGAUGGUUUACGGAGUGUCUGAGCAUUUGCCACCAGCCAACCUCAGCAAGAGGCCAUUGUGGUCAACCAGACGCCCACGCUUCCUGGCCUCGUAAGGCUAAAAUUCCUAGGGCCACACACUUCCAAGAUGCAGAGGGUCUAGAGACAGAGUCAGACGAGCAGGUAUUGGAACCAAAUCAUGGCCCGGCCAUCCCGGCAUUUUCUUGCGCUGAAUUUUAAAAGUUGGGUCGAAAAAGAAAAAUCCAAUGAAGGGAAGAACACGAUUAGCGGGAACCCAAUGAAGCAGAACCCACAAUUACCACAACUUCUCUGUAAUUUGAUGGCUUCUCGGAGAAGAACACAACCUUGAAACAGACUAAUUAUAUAUCUGCUUAUUCAGCCCACAAAUAGCAUUUUGACAGCCAUUUGGGGCUGGAAGGGACCUCCAGAGGCCAUCUCAGUCCACCCUCUGCUUUAUCAGAAAUCUCCACGGCAUAGGUAAGGCAUUGAAUUAGGGGAAAUGAUGUUAUUGAGCAAAAUUUAGAUGGGAAACAAGACUAACCCAGCUAGAGGACCUGAGGCUCUCAUGUCCGUAAGGGUGUCGAUCAGAAAGCUUGCAGUUAAACACAGGAGACCCAGGCAAAGACGGCAAAGAGGAGGAGUAGGUUUUAAACUACUGAACUCAUCACGGAGGAAGGAUUUCUAGUCUAUUCCCAGCAGGCCAGGAAAUGGCUGAUGCUCCCUCUAAGACGGACCCUUUGUAACUUCAGCCAACUGUGUAUCCUUGUGCCUCAGAACCGUGACAAUUUAGAGAGUCUUUUGUGGCCCCAGGCAUAGGAGUGAAGCGUGAGUGAACUGCAGACUCACACCCAUGAAGGUGACCGGCGCACAGGCACGGGGCUCAUCCUGGGGGCGGGGCGGGGGCGCGGGGGCGGGUCUGCGCGGCUUCAUCGGGGGCGCAUGUGUGCACCGACUGGGUAUCUUUGUUGGCAUUGCUGGAGUUUUCAUGACUGUGGUAAGAGGACCUGGGUUAGUUCUGUUGGUGGUGCUGCUGGAGGGCUUCCAGAACAUUCCCCAGGGCGAGAUGGGAGUCAGGCAGCCUCCACCAGAAGCUGGGUCAGCCUGGCCACUUGCCAGGAGGAUGGAAUGGCUUGUCCCGAACCCCUAGCCGGGACCUCCCUUCCCACGUCGGUGGGCGUUUGGGCUUUGGAUGACAGGCCCAGCCGCGGUCAAGGCAUCAGACCUUUGGUGGGCAGCCACACCAGAUGUGGCAAAACCAGUGGCUCCGGCUGGACCGCAGCGAACCAAAUUCAAAGAAGCCUGCUGUUCCUUUUUGUUUUCCUUUCGUCUCUCCUCUGCCUUCUCCGCCUGCGGAGAGGGCGCCUUCACAAAUGGCCUUAGAAUGCCGUUCUGAAGUUUGACAGAAUGAGACAACCAUCAAGUGAAUAUCAGAAGUAUUUAUUACUGCAGCUUAACCUGAAGAGUGAAAAAACAAAAAAACAAAAACAGAACUGUAUCACCAAUGUUUACAAGUCCAAGUAGACAUCCAGCCCGUGUAAAAAUGUAACUAAUGCAAGGGAUUGCAUCUUUCUUUUGUAACGAAUGCACUAAGCAACCCUGUAUAUAUUUUACAAAGUCUUUACAGAAAAAGAAAGAACCAUUUACUGUAGUGUUGUAAACUAAUGCACUUUUCUAAUUUUUUCAUUAAAAUCUC
This is a messenger RNA of Vicugna pacos (alpaca), 10692 nucleotides long. NCBI's taxonomy places the organism in Eukaryota, Metazoa, Chordata, Mammalia, Artiodactyla, Camelidae. The record is from RefSeq and is a predicted model, not a curated record.